Penicillium coprophilum is the source of this 609-nucleotide messenger RNA. RefSeq names its product RraA family protein. Lineage: Eukaryota; Fungi; Ascomycota; Eurotiomycetes; Eurotiales; Aspergillaceae. The transcript is spliced from 5 exons. The record is from RefSeq and is a predicted model, not a curated record. Bases 1 to 609 code for a protein of 202 amino acids.
AUGGCUACACUAAAGGAGCAACUCGCGACGUUGAUUGAUAACUACUCACCUUGUGAUGUAUCAGACGCCCUCAUCAAGCUACAAAAGACGCCUGAGGGCAGCACAGCAAGAGCAGGGUACCUUGCAGAUCUAGGUAAGCACUGGGUAGAUCAUGUUGGUGAAUUCCAAUCUUCAGAUCCUUCCGGCGCCGGAUCCAUCGUCGUCAUUGAGCAGCCUGAGAAUCAGUACUGCGCUGUGACGGGUGGGAUCAUGGCAACGCGGAUGAAAGCCCUCGGGAUUAAAGCCACCGUUGUGGGAGGCCGUGUUAGGGACUUGAGGGAAUUGCAGGCUACUGGGCUUCCGAUCUGGGCUCGAGCCACUUCUACAGUUGGCACCAAUGCAGAGGCCAAGGCCGGUGCUCGUGAUGUGCCAAUCUCAAUCGGGGGUGUUACUGUUUCGCCUGGAGACAUUAUCUUCUGCGACCCCUUGGAAGGAGUGGUGGCUAUUCCUCGCGAGCUGCUCGGCCAGGUGCUUGAGCUCAUGCCGAAACUCACUACAAUGGAUGGCAACGCCAAGGAGGCUGUUGCGCAGGGAAUGAGCGUCACCGAUGCUUUUAAGAAAUUCCGCUGA